GCUACUUCGAUGCUAGAUUAGAGAUAAAGAUUUAGAUGAAGCACUACAGAGUAAAUAGUGACGAAAGCUUUAAUCAGAAUAAAUCUACGAGCUACCAUAAGCAACAAAUGUCACUCAACAAUCUGAACGAGAUCAGAAUUUUGAUGGUCUCUAUCGUAGGCGGUAGCUGGAAUCCUGUAGACGUGAGCAACGUUUUCAAUCAUGCUAAAGCUAGAAACGCCGUUUUGGUAUGCCUACCAAUCUAUGAGGAAGACUAUCCAUAUUGCAAUUUUUACCUUACGGACUUAUUUUUGCGACAAACCUCUCCUCAAGCUAUUACGAACAGCGAAUUGGAUGCCAUUUUGACCAGUCACACUUCACGGAAUUCUUCACAGAAUGUAUUAGCGCACAUAUUAGUUAAAGUUGAAAGGCCAAAAUCUGUUACAAAUACCGAUACCACUCUGCCCCUCAGUUUACGGCCUGGUAGACAACCCAGACCACCUAGUAGUGCCGGCAGGCGUAGUACAAGUGGCGGGAACUCUAGACUUGAUGAUUUUGGUGCACCAAUUACUUCUCCUUCUGUAGAGAAAGAACAACACGCUUUACUUUCAAAGUUCGAGCAAGAGCAACGUGAUCAUGAAUUAGCGCAAAAGCUUCAAGAAGACCUACGAAUUGAGGAUGAGCGUGCACGCGAGGAACAUAACAGAAAAAUAGAGCGUCAACAACGACAGUGGGCCGAACAAGUCGCUGGUUGUGAAAUGCCUCACUCAGAAGUUGAUUUGGCUCGAAGAAGGCACCGAGAGCGUGAACGGCUAUUGCUAUUAAGGGAGCGUGAAAGGCUUCAACAACAACAACAACAGACCGAAAGAAAAACAUUCUCCUCUUACCCCGCUGAUCAAAGGCGCCUUCAGAAGUCUUCCCGUCAUUCUCCAUACCCGGCACCACAAAACAUACCAAUGACUUCACCAGCGUGGAAUACGCGACCACCCAUAACUACUUCAAAGCAAUCAGCGUAUACUCGUGCUUACCAUAAUCAGCGUCCAGCACAAUUCCCAACGACACCUGGAGUACCUUCAAUACCGCCACCAACGAGACAAACAGCACUAAAGAAUCAAAGCUCACUACAAACUGCCAGAAGUAUGGGCAACAUUUAUGAAAAUUAUCAUAAUCAAGAGAAUUCUAAGGUAUUCCCUGCUGUACUACCAAAUGUAUCAGCGGGCUAUGUUAAACAGGGAAAAAGUAAAGCUCCAGUUUAUGUUUCGUCUCAGCAACCUCAAAUUACUUCACCAGUUGCUCAACGUAGUAUUUAUUCACCAACUAAUUCAUAUCCAGUGCACCAAGCGACGCUUACGAAUCACCCUUCACACCCUCCUGCAGUUGAACCAUCUAAUGCUUCACCUUAUUCUAAUAAUGCACGGGCUCCUACAAGGCCAUACUCUGAAGAAGAACUUAACUGGUUGUAUAGAAUGAAUCAACAAAUUGACGAACAGCAGAUAAGAAGUCAAAAUUCUUCCCAGCAGCCUUAUGUAUCAUCACCAAAUUCAGCAAUACUAGUAUCGCCUGGAUAUAAUGGAUCCAACCUUGCAUCGAGUAACAAUCCAACACAAUACCUCACUACAAGUCCUAAUUCAGACCAUAGUUCUCGUUCACCUUCUGCUAAUGAUGGGUUGUAUAUUACAGGUAUACCAAAACCUAGACAAGCUAAUAAUCGCGCUUAUUCGUCAACAAACAAGAUGAGACCGCUUUCUGUUGAGGAUAAUACGAUAGAUAAGUAUUAUCAAGAUGAAUCUGUACUAGCCACGUCCGCGCCGGCAAAUCACCCUAAAAUCUCGUCAUUUAGUGAUCAGCAGAAUUCACCCCAAGCUGAACAUGAACCAAGGACUAUUUAUCGUAAUCAUCAUAACCAGGACAGUUCUAUAUCGAGCAUACCUGAUGAACGUACAUCUAGUUCAAAUAGGUCAUCAGCGACUAGCGUCGAUCCACUGACACCAGCAUCUGAUAUUAAUAGUCCUGCUUAUCAAGACAGACUGAUUUCUGAAGAAGACCAAGAAUUUUUAUUGGAGGAUGUAACUAAUGCUUAUUUCAAAGAGUCGGAUAAUAGUGAAUCAGAUUAUGAUGGUGAAGUAGCUUCAGGUGAAGACUAUUUAUCAACAACUGAUGAUGAUGAUGAAUUUGGAUGGAAAAUUAAACCAGCUUAUCAAUACGACAAAACUUCAAUCAAAUCCUCUCAAAAUGCUACACCGACUUCACCUGAGAUGCCAACGAUUAUUCCAAGUAGAUCCAAUACGAAAGAAAUUGAGCAUCAACAACAUAAAUCACCAUCAUUAGAUACUGUUAAAGAUUAUAAUACUCAUGAUAGUACCAGUGAAGAUGAAGGACAAGCAACAUGGCAACUGCCUCCGAAGAUAAUUUCAGAUAAACUUCAUGAAUCUAAUAUUAAUAACUCUAAGCAGGAAAAAAGGAAAUUACAGCUUAUUAUACCAGAAAGUAAUGUCCUUACAUCUGAACCUCAAACUACCAUAACGACUACGACAUCAGCUUCAGAUUCAGGUUCACCUGCUCAGCACCAAUUACGUUCACAUAAACUAUCACCAAACUUACUAAGUAGGAGGAAACUACAUAGAGGUUCCAGUAUACGUGAUAAGAGAAAUGAAAAUGCACUUUUUAGACCUAAUCCGGAGGACUUGAUUGACAAUUUGGAGUUGUAUUUCCCUGGGCAUGAUUUAGAUAGACCCAUAGUGUCAAAUGAUGGUACUGAUGAGGCGACACCUGAUAACAAAGUAUCGUCACCCUCUAAUGAAGCGGUUCAUACUAAUACGAAUGAUACUGAUAAUUUCAAUAAUGAAACAGAACAACUUAAUACAAGAGUCAGAAGGACACGAACGAUAAGACAUGUUGCUCAAGAUCAUCGGAAAGCUUUGGACAGGGCAAGGUCAUUUAAAGUUGGCGAUGAUGCUUCGUAUCAAUCGAAAGAGCGCUCUUCUGUUAUCUAUGAAGAACCAUCAGAGUUGACAAGGGAAGAUACAAUACCAGACACAGAUAGUCAGAAUCUGGAACAGCAAGUACGUUCAAUGAGUCAAUCUAAUUUGCGGAAAUCACCUGUUAUUGAUGAUAGAGCUGGAUUAAAACGUCGCUCAACUGUAUUCUGGGGCAAUAAAGUAGUGCAAGUUCAACCAAAUGAAAGAGAAAGGCAAGAGCAAAUACUAUCUCCAGUAACUAAUGAACCUUCAACAAUUAAAUGGGUCAAAGGUGAUUUAAUUGGUAAAGGAUCAUUUGGUCACGUCUAUUUAGCACUCAAUGCAAAUACGGGAGAGCCUUUAGCUGUAAAACAGAUCGCUCUUACUGCUCACUCAGAUGAAGAUAAUGAUGGCGAUGACAAGCUAGUUGACAGUAUUAAAUAUGAGAUUGAAUUACUUAAAGAUUUAGAUCACGAUCGCAUUGUCAGCUAUCUCGGGUUUGAAAGAACUGAUAAAUUCUUUUCAAUAUUUCUUGAAUAUGUUCCAGGUGGUUCAGUUAUGCGCUGUUUAAGAAGACAUGGUCCGUUUGAGGAAGAUUUAGUCAGGUUUUUCAUGAGACAAGUUCUUGAUGGUUUAGUAUACCUUCAUGACAGAGGCGUAUGGCAUAGAGAUCUAAAAGCAGAUAAUUUACUGGUUGAUUUCGAAGGAAAUUGCAAAAUAUCAGACUUUGGUGUAUCAAAAGCAGCAGACUCUGAUGCAUACGGUACAAAUGCUGGAGCUACUAACAUGAAAGGAACGUUCUAUUGGAUGGCUCCUGAGGUGAUUGAUUCGGUAGGAAUGGCUGGUUAUUCAGCCAAAUGCGACAUUUGGAGUUUAGGUUGUGUACUUUUAGAGAUGCUCACAGCUGAAAGACCAUGGCCUAAGAUGACAAUGGUUCAGAUAGUCAUGGAGGUCGGUCAAAAACGUUCUGCACCACCUGUGAAAGAAGGCAUAGAAAUGAGUCAAGAUGCUAUCGCAUUUAAGAAUGCUUGCUUUAAAGCCGAACCGAGAGAAAGACCAACUGCAUCACAAUUAGCCGAUGACAAGUUUUUAACUAUAGAUAAGGAGUGGAAUUUCAAAGAUAGCAGACUAGGCCAAACUAUAAGAUCAACCAAUAGACUACAUUCUUCAUAAUUACUUCUUUUUCUAUAUUGUAAUAAUGUGCUUGUAUUAAGUUUCAGUCCGUACAUUAGC
Wallemia mellicola CBS 633.66 is the source of this 4169-nucleotide messenger RNA. RefSeq lists its product as hypothetical. The record is from RefSeq and is a predicted model, not a curated record. The transcript has 6 exons. The annotation marks the transcript as partial. NCBI's taxonomy places the organism in Eukaryota, Fungi, Basidiomycota, Wallemiomycetes, Wallemiales, Wallemiaceae.